AUGGAAACUAUCUGCAAAUGCAGUGAAUGUGGGAAGGUAUUUAAUAAGAAACAUCUCCUGGCUGGACAUGAAAAGAUCCACUUUGGAGUGAAGUCCUAUGAGUGUAGAGAAUGUGGGAAGACCUUCAUAAAGAGUACUCUCCUCCAGCACCAGAUGAUCCACACAGGAGAGAGGCCCUACGAGUGCCUGGAACGUGGGAAGACCUUCAACUGCAAGUCAUACCUCACCCAGCACCAGCGGGUCCACAGUGCAGAGAGGCCUUACCGGUGUAGCAAAUGUGGGAAAUCUUUCACCCACCACUCCAAUUUUGUCCUUCAUAGCAGGAGACAUACUGGAAAGAAAUCUUCUGUGUAUACCGAAUGUGGAAAGUCUUUUGACACCCGGGAAGGUUUCCUUAGAUACUUCAUCAUCCAUGGUAGGGAGAAUCCCUAUGAGUGCUUUGUGUGUGGACAGGUCUUCAAACACAGGUCAUACCUCCUGUGGCACCAGCAGACAUACACAGGAGAGAAGCCCUAUGAGUGCAGUGAGUGUGGGAAAGUCUUCCUUCAGAGUGCGGCCCUGAUCCAGCACUAUGUGCUCUUCACUGAGGAGAAGCCCUUUGAGUGCCUCAAGUGUGGCAAAGCCUUCAACCACUGGUCAUACCUCAAGAGGCACCAACGCAUUCACACCGGGGAGAAGCCUUAUGUAUGCAGUGAGUGUGGCAAAACCUUCACCCACUGUUCUAAGUGUAUCUUGCUUAAAAGGGCCCACAGUGGAGAGAAACCCUUUGAGUGCAAAGAGUCUGGGAAAGCCUUCGGCAGCAGAGCUGACCUCAUCUGCCACUUCAGCAUCCACACCAGAGAGAAGCGCUAUGAAUAUGUGCAGUGUGGGAAGGCCUUCAACCAUAGGUCAGGACUCACAAGACACCAGCGGAUUCACACCGGUGAGAAGCCCUAUGAACGUGUAGACUGUAGAAAGACCUUCUGCUGGAGCACGAAUCUCAUUCGCCACACCAUCAUCCACAUUGGGGAAAAGCUGUUUAAGUGCGGUGAAUGUGGGAAGGCCUUCAGCCGCAGCCUCUCCCUCCCUCAGCAUCAAAGACUGCACAGCAACAGAAGCCCUCCAUAUGUGGCCGAGGAGGGAAGACCACUCACAACCACACAUGCCCCAGGUAUUCUCCAUGAACUCCCUCUGGGGAAAGAUUUCUUGAAUGUAACCAGUGAGGGAAAACUUUCGUCCCAAGAAAUGUCUUCUUCAGGAUCUGGUCAUCUAUACCAAAGAGAAGCUCUACAAGUGUCUUGA
This is a messenger RNA of Mastomys coucha (southern multimammate mouse), 1281 nucleotides long. RefSeq names its product zinc finger protein 264-like. The record is from RefSeq and is a predicted model, not a curated record. Lineage: Eukaryota; Metazoa; Chordata; Mammalia; Rodentia; Muridae.